Pomacea canaliculata is the source of this 3631-nucleotide messenger RNA. RefSeq lists its product as uncharacterized. NCBI's taxonomy places the organism in Eukaryota, Metazoa, Mollusca, Gastropoda, Architaenioglossa, Ampullariidae. The record is from RefSeq and is a predicted model, not a curated record. Bases 433 to 3465 code for a protein of 1010 amino acids. The transcript has 15 exons.
CCUACAAAUAACACGUGAACAUAAACCUGAAGCAGACUUCAAUACAAAAGAACUAACACAGAGGCUACGUGUGGAGACGAACAACAGGUGAGAGAAGUCUUUCACAACAAGGACAAUAGACGAGCCUGACAUUUGAACCCGACACAUGUGAAGAAAAGAAUAAUGGCAAGAAGGGAGCACUAGAGGUUAGGGUGAACCCGACUUAACGACACUGUUUACCCACCUGAAGAAUGGAGCAACCGACAGACGACAGGAACAAAACUAAUCGCGAUAUUCGAUGUCAUGUGUCUGGGAAUAGCAAGACGAGUACCACGCGGCACGAGGUGUGUUAAAACUGCUUCCUGUGACAAGCGUUCAAAGGAUCAGUGACUGGUUUCCUCUUCCAACUACAAACAAACCAACUUGAUGAUGUUAAGGAAUCGGUUGUAAGCCAUGUCUCCAAAAAAGAAGCGCAAGCACAGGAGACGGCGACCUAACAGUGGAUCACCUGGUGACGGCCGCGUCCACAACAAUGUGUCUACCGCGGCUGACCAGCAGGCUUCUCCUUCUGCAGAGAGUAGUCCUCUACUUCAAGAUGUUGAAGACAAGAAAGGUAACCCCUCGCCUGUACCUGAAAUGAAGAGUCUCAGCAUCCACGAUGUUCCAUCGCAUAUCACUCAGACGGCAUCAGACAGAAUAACCAACGGGUCGUGUGAUACCGAGGAGCAGAAACAGUUAGCAAUACCUGGUCAACCGCCGUCUACUGCACAGCAGCUCCAAGGUGAUCAAAGGCAAAAGACAGAGAGUGAUGAACAAGCACGUGGUAAAUGUCAUGUCCAAGACAAUAUGUCUGCCUCGACUGACCAUCAAGAUUCUAUUCCCGCAGAUAAUAGUCCAACUCCACAAGAGAAGAAAUGCGCCGAUGUACAGAUGGACUCAAAGCAGUCUGAGCAUGUACCGGUCGUGGCGAGUGUCAGUGAUGGUCCACCAACGAUGAAGGCGUCAGUGGAUGUCAAUAGUGUCCCUGAGGGCAACGACCGGCUAUCGUCAGGAAGAAGAGGACAAGCUCCUGGUGGAGGGCGUGUCAAAGUAUACUUUCACGCCAUAAGUGACCAGCAAGAGUCUCUUCUGAAAGGUGAUACGAACCUGCUGCUAGAGCUGAAGGAAAAGACAGGUGCUGAUGUAGAGUUUGACUCGAUGCAAUCACCUGUAUCAGGUAUGAAGAUUCUUAUCAUCCACUGUGUUCCACAGAAGGUCGAGGAGGCAAUCAGGCUCAUCAGUGUGAUGUGCGAUAUUAAGGAAACCAUGUUGGAACAAGCUCAGAAAUUCUGGCUCCAGUGGGUGGAGGCCUCGUUUCCAGCCCUCGAGUCUCGCGCCUACUUCCUGCCUCCUGUCUACUUCAACCGCGUGCCCAUGACUAGACAGUCUCUUGUUGGACAGGAUAUUUUGAUUCUUCAAUCUGAACCUGGACAAUCCGAUCAGCACAACCAACCAGCAAUAAUUCAUUCUACUGUGUCUCAGACGCUCACUCUUCAACCUUCUCCUUUUCAGAACAGUGACGUCAGAGAUGAUGAAGCCUUCGAGAGGGUUUUUCUUUGUCUGCAGAGGAUGUCUGAACAGAACAGUGAGGUUUUAGUUGUAUUGAGUCAGUUUCGCUUUGGGCAGUACCUGAGUGAACCUUGGUACGCUGCCAUGACUGCAGAACUACCCAUGGCCAAGAACUUGCCCAACUCUUUGUCAAGAGACAGACAAGGAGAAUUUGAUAUGCUUGUUAUUCACCGACUUUACGGGUUUGUAGUGUGUGAGGUGAAGUCUUUGGGUAAAAGCUCUGAAUAUAGUAAGAUGACGGACUUAGAAUUAAAGGAUACCAUCAGAAAGAAACUGAGAGACGCCGUAUCACAACUGGACAAGGCGGAGGCCAUGUUGUCUCACCUGGUGUCCGACAUCGCUCCCGGUCUGCGCGUCACUAAGACCAUCGCUGUUCCUAAUCUCGAGGCUAGUACAGUACAAGAGGUCGUCUCUGGUGAUUCCAAAUUGUUUGAGGACAUGUGUCAGUGUCUCAGAACAGAGAAAGUGGACAUCAUUUGCUAUGAGCAGCUGUCUGACCCCAAGACACCCUGGAACGUCAGCACCGAUGUGCAAAAGUCACUUGGAAAAUGGUGGAAGCAACGUGUGGCCAACGCUGGACCUGACAGUCAAAUGACUUAUCUUAUUUACAAGACAUUAGUAGCCAGGUUCUGUGGUCCGGCGACAACAGUGAGUGUGCCAUGCACAUGUCCUCCACGUGUGAGUGUCAAGACCCUGGGUCAGGCCGUGUGGUGGACAGGAGAGUGCUAUACUGCUGUAAUCACACUCUUCCCGGAGCAAGUUCACCUGCUCAACAAAGCAGAUACUAGGGUGUUUGUUUCUGGUCCACCCGGUACAGGUAAAACUGUGGUGCUGCUGCUGAUGGCCAUAGAGUGGCUGCGAGGUGGCCAUGACGUCUACAUCAUAAGUGUUUGGUUGUCCAGUCGUGCAACUUGCACCAUGUUGUACUACCUGCUGGAUCAUAGUCUCAGGAUGCAACAGACUUCAGGAGUAACACCCGGUCGACUUCACCUUCUGAAGUAUGAUUUUAGUGUUGAUAAAGCAACAGAGAACGCCGUGAGCGAAUUGUCAGUGGCAGCGGAGAAAGGGUCAUUGCACGUCAUCGCCGAUGAAACGGGGCUUGAUGAGGGGUCUCAAAACUUCCAGACUUUCUGUAACGAAUUGCUGUCACAAGUUCCUGGUCUCCAUCUGUGGGCGGCAAGUUGUUUCCAUGGAGACGCACCCACCAACUGGCAAGUGGAAUAUUUAACCAGACCCCUCCGCUCUCCACCGGCCGUCGUCAGGGAAGUCGCGUUAGACCCAGAAAUUAAUCAUCACAAGCGUGUCAAGCCGUACAGUGAGCGAGGUGUACCCCACCACACAGACGGCCCGCCAGUCAGACGACUGUAUCAUGGAGGUCAGAGUCACUCGGGUGACUGGCCAGGUGAAUGCAAAAUGUGCGGUGAUGAAGUGAGCAGAUUCCUAAAAAGUCUUCGUGAUGGUGAAACGUCAGUCAACAGAGACGUACUAGGCGAGACAACACCACCCUGUCUACAGUGGAGAGACAUACUGGUGCUGGACUGGGGUCAACCAAAAGACAACUCAGGCAUAAUAGAGGGACUGCAAGAAGCGGGUAUCCCAGUGCGGGUGAUGAAGGAGGAUGACAUCGAGGACGUGGCCACGGCCCGCAGUGACGUGGUGUGGAUGGCGGAUGGAGAUCGUGUUCGUGGUCUGGAGAGAAAAGUCGUCGUCUGUCUGAAGAGUCCUUGUGUUAAUGAUCAACUAUUAAUCAGACUUCACAACAUGUCCCGGUGUACGUCACAACUUGUGAUUAUUUCAUCUGAAGAGCAUCGUUUCGAUGGUGUCUCCCCCACAGAGUAUAUUCGUACCUGGAGAGACUCCCUCUGCUGUGUGUGCUAGUCAUUUGUCUUUCAUUGUUUAUAUAUUGUUUGUAUAGUGUACGUGAAAAGUUUGUGAUGACAUCAUGCACUGAAGAGAGGUUGUUUUUUCACAAUAGGUGCAUUUCCCUAUUGUUUAUACAACUUAAAAACAACGAUACAAUCCUUUGAAUAAAUUAUGUAGCACA